Guyanagaster necrorhizus is the source of this 1251-nucleotide messenger RNA. Its product is annotated as 2-nitropropane dioxygenase. Gene Ontology annotation, molecular function: nitronate monooxygenase activity. The transcript has 5 exons. NCBI's taxonomy places the organism in Eukaryota, Fungi, Basidiomycota, Agaricomycetes, Agaricales, Physalacriaceae. Bases 113 to 1171 code for a protein of 352 amino acids. The record is from RefSeq and is a predicted model, not a curated record.
AUCAAAUUGGAAUCAAAAAAUCUCAUGCUUCUUCUCUUGAGGCGAUCUAUUUAACAUCCUCCUGAGCACACAUCUUUUCCUCCCCUCUUUCUUCUUCCAAGCAACUACAGCAAUGGCGCUCAUCACUACUCCCAUUACAGAGCUCUUCGGAAUCAAGCAUCCUGUCCUUCUCGCUGGUAUGAAUGUUGCAGCAGGUCCAGAGCUCGCUGCUGCUGUGUCCAAUGCCGGUGGUCUAGGAGUCAUCGGUGGGUUUGGUUAUACACCAAAAAUCUUGCGCCAACAGAUCAAGGCAAUCAAGGACGACCUCAAGGAUCCCAGUCUUCCAUUCGGUGUCGACCUUCUACUCCCACAAGUCGGCGGAAACGCGCGAAAGACAAACUAUGAUUACACCAAGGGAAAACUUGACGAACUCAUUGAUGUCAUUAUCGAAGAGAAAACUUCUCUCUUUGUCUGCGCUGUUGGAGUGCCGCCAAAGGAAAUUGUCGAGCGGCUGCACAAAGCCAAAAUACCCGUCAUGAACAUGGUCGGUCACCCAAAGCACGUCGAAAAAGCGUUGGAGGUUGGCGUGGACAUCAUUUGCGCUCAGGCUGGCGAGGGUGGCGGGCAUACUGGAGACACACCCGCCAGUAUUCUGAUCCCAGCGUGUGUGGAUGCCGUCAGGGGACACAAGGCGCCCCUAAAUGGACAACCGGUGUAUGUCAUCGGGGCGGGCGCGGUAUAUGAUGGCAGAAGUUUGGCGGCUAAUUUAGCAUGGGGUGCACAAGCUGUUUGGGUCGGGACGCGUUUUGUGGCAUCAAUCGAGGCCGGAGCACCCAAAAUUCACAAGGAGCUUAUCGUGAGGGCUGGGUACGAUGAUGCUAUCACAACUCUUAUCUACACUGGACGACCGCUACGUGUUCUUAAGACGCCUUAUGUAGCAGACUGGGAGACGAAUCGCCAGGCUGAAAUCAAGGAAUUGACCUCGAAGGGUGUUAUCCCAGCCAACUGGGACCUUGAGCAACGUCCCGAGAAAUCUAUGGAGGGUCGUCCUUGGUUAAUGGGUAAAGUUUCAGGCCUCAUCAAAGACAUCUUGCCAGCGAAGGAUAUCGUGGAGAACAUGGUGAACGAGGCGGCUGAAGUCUUACAACAUAAUUCAUCUCUCGUCCUCAAGUCAGCCAAAGCAAAGUUGUAGCCGUUACAUUCUGGUGGAUCUAUUUAUUCGCAUGUGUAUAUACACUUCAAUCAUAUUCUGGAUCAUUCGUCAUCGCGCUC